This is a messenger RNA of Meloidogyne enterolobii, 1517 nucleotides long. NCBI's taxonomy places the organism in Eukaryota, Metazoa, Nematoda, Chromadorea, Rhabditida, Meloidogynidae. The record is from the annotation of a GenBank genome assembly.
GGGAAAAAAUUGGGAAAAGUUAACAGAGAGAGAAUACGAAUGUAUUCCGUUAUUCCGUUAAAGCACGAUACCGAUGAGUAACGAAAAUUUAAAAAUUUUAUCAGUAUCAGAGGUGGGUCGGAACAGUCAGAGGUGUCGGAAAUCGGAACUGGUUCAAAAAUCGGAACUUAGAAAUCGGAAUUCCGACCCACAUCUGAUCGGUAUGGCAGAAGUAUCGGCAAUUCCGAGUAAUACAGAUUCGGUAUUUUUGGUAAUACUUAGGCCGUUUCAAAAAUUACACAUGAUGCGGUUGUAUUGUGGUAAUUGUCUACAGAAUAAACAUAAAAUUAUUAGGAGGAACUUAUGGUGUAAUAAUGACUGAAGGUGAACUUUGGCGAGGACAGAGACGUUUUGCUUUGCAAAUAUUUAGAGAUUUUGGGCUUGGAAAGAAUUUAAUGCAAGAUAAAAUUUUGAGUGAAUUAGAAUUACUAUUUGAGAGAAUAGAAGAAGAAAUAAAAGAGGGAAAGGACGUUGAUUUUGGAGAAAAUAUUGAUAUAAGUGUUGGCUCUAUCAUUAACAAUUUCCUUUUUGGAUAUAGAUUUGAUAAUGAAAGGCUUGGAGAAUUCCGGCAACUUAAAAAAUUGAUGGAUAUUAUUUUAGAUACAGGAUUUCAUCCAUCGAUGUUUUUAAUACGAUUAUGGCCCUCUUUACGACAUUUACCUUUUGUUAAUUAUUAUUUUGAAUAUCUUAAAGGAGUAGAUAACCAAUUAUUUGAUUUCCAUAAGAGACAAAUUAAAGAACAUUUAAAUUCAAUUAAUUCACCUCCAACAGACUUUGUAGAAGCUUUUUUGUUAGAAAAACAGCAAAAGGAUUUAAUAGGGGCACCUCAUGAUUUUACGAUUGAGCAACUAGUAGGAGUUGCUAACGACCUCUGGUUUGCCGGUCAAGAAACAACAAGCACCACAUUAAAUUGGGGAAUUGCUUUUUUAAUUAAUAAUCCAAACGUUCAAGACAAAGUACAUGCAGAAUUAGAUUCGAUUAUUGGAGAUUUUGAUAGAAUUAUUACAACGGCAGAUAGGCCAUCCUUGCCUUAUUUAAAUGCCUUAAUUAACGAAAUUCAGCGAAUGGCAAAUUUAGUUCCCCUAAAUGUAGCUCAUAAAUUAACAAGAGAUGUUAAAAUUGAUGGAUAUUAUAUACCAAAAGAUACAAUUAUUAUUCCACAAAUUUCAGCAGUUUUAGCAGAUGGGGAAAUCUUUAAAAACCCUGAAGAAUUUAGUCCGGAACGUUUUUUAGAUGAAAAUGGGAAACUAAAAAAAGUUGAUGAAUUAAUUCCCUUUUCGAUUGGAAAAAGGCAAUGUUUGGGAGAAGCUUUGGCAAGAAUGGAAUUAUUCUUAUUUUUAGGAAAUUUAUUAAAUAAAUAUAAAUUUAUGCCUGGAAAUGAUGGAAUUCCUUCAUUAAAGCGAAUUAAUGGGGGGACAGCUAGAUGUAGAAAAUAUAAGUGCCGAAUUAUAAGAAGAGAAGAAUCUUGUUCUAAUUAA